CGGCGGCAGCAGCGGCGCGGCGAGGCUGAGGCUCUUGUUUACCAGCAUUAACUCCACUGAGCGGAAAAAAAAAAAAAAAAAAAAAAAAAAAAAAAAAAAAAAGGAAAAAAACCCGAGGAGGAGCGAGCGCACCAGGCGAACUCGAGAGAGGAGAGCAAGGGAGAGGGACGCUGCCAGCGAGCCUGUCCCCGGCGCGCCCGCGGCCGGCGCUCGCAGACCCUCGGCCCGGCUCCCCGGAUCCCCCCUCCCGCACCCUCCACGCCCCUCCCGCGUGAGGGGACCUCCACGGCGCGCCGCGCGCCUCAGCUUUGACCUUCAGCGAGCCGGAGCCCCCGCGCACGGAGUCUGCGGCGGCGGGCGGGGGCCGGCGCGGGGCGGGCGGCGGCGGGGAGCCGGGGCGGCGCGGCGGGAGUGCUGAGCGCGGCGCGGCCGGCCCGCCGCUUUGUGUGUGUCCUGGAUUUGGAAAGAAGCUCGCGGCGGCGGCGGCGGCGGCGGCGGCGCUGAGGGAGGAGGCGGCUGUGAGCAGAGCCCGGAGGAGGAGGGGGAGCCGCUCAUUCAUUUUUACUCCGCAUUUCUGUCCCUCCCCGGCCUCGCCCGCGACCUAGACUUCGGGGCAGUCUUGUGAACUGCGUCGCGCUCUCCCAACGUGGAGGCUUGGGGGUCCGGCAGCCUCCCUCUCUGUCCGGCGGUCGGGUUUGUUUGUCCUCGCCGAGACGGAUUUGGGCUUUGCCCCUUUUCUUUUCAGUUUUCCUUGUCUUUUGCCUCUCUGGGUUUGAAAAUGGAGGCCGACGACGCCGACAGCCCUCCCCGACGCGCCUCGGGUUCCCGACUCCGCCGAGCCUUGGGCCGCUGCUGCCGGCGCUGAGGGGCCGCCCCGCGCCGCCGCCCGCCCCGUCAGCGCUGUCCGCCGGGCCCCCGGCCGGCGCCGCCUUCGAAGUAUUGUUUCCUUCACCCUUGUUUUUGGAGGUGGAGCGAAGACUGAGUUGGAGACUUUUUUCUUUUCAUUUCUUUCCCUUUUUUUUUUUUUUUUUUUCUUUGAGAAAGGGGAAUUUCGUCCCAAAUAAAAGGAAUGAAGUCUGGCUCCGGAGGAGGGUCCCCGACCUCUCUGUGGGGGCUCCUGUUUCUCUCCGCUGCGCUCUCGCUUUGGCCGACGAGUGGAGAAAUCUGUGGGCCGGGCAUUGACAUCCGCAACGACUAUCAGCAGCUGAAGCGCUUGGAGAACUGCACGGUGAUCGAGGGCUACCUCCACAUCCUGCUCAUCUCCAAGGCUGAGGACUACCGCAGCUACCGCUUCCCUAAGCUCACAGUCAUCACUGAAUACUUGCUGCUGUUCCGUGUGGCUGGCCUCGAGAGCCUCGGGGACCUCUUCCCAAACCUCACAGUCAUCCGCGGCUGGAAACUCUUUUACAACUACGCCCUGGUCAUCUUCGAGAUGACUAAUCUCAAGGAUAUUGGGCUUUAUAACCUGAGGAACAUUACUCGGGGGGCCAUCAGGAUUGAGAAGAAUGCUGACCUCUGUUACCUCUCCACAGUGGACUGGUCUUUGAUCCUAGAUGCAGUGUCCAAUAAUUAUAUUGUGGGGAACAAGCCCCCGAAGGAAUGUGGGGACCUGUGUCCAGGGACCAUGGAGGAGAAACCGUUGUGUGAGAAGACCACCAUCAACAAUGAGUACAACUACCGCUGCUGGACCACAAAUCGCUGCCAGAAAAUGUGCCCGAGCGUGUGCGGAAAGCGGGCGUGCACCGAAAACAAUGAGUGCUGCCACCCGGAGUGCUUGGGCAGCUGCCACGCACCCGACAAUGACACGGCCUGCGUGGCCUGCCGACACUACUUCUACGAGGGCGUGUGCGUUCCUGCCUGCCCGCCGGACACCUACAGAUUCGAGGGAUGGCGCUGUGUGAAGCGCGACUUCUGUGCCAACAUCCUCAGUGCUGAGAGCAGCGACUCCGAGGGCUUUGUCAUCCACGAUGGCGAGUGCAUGCAGGAGUGCCCCUCGGGCUUCAUCCGCAACGGCACCCAGAGCAUGUACUGCAUCCCUUGUGAGGGUCCUUGCCCCAAAGUCUGUGAAGAAGAAAAGAAAACAAAGACUAUUGAUUCUGUUACUUCUGCUCAGAUGCUCCAAGGAUGUACCAUCUUCAAGGGCAAUUUGCUCAUUAAUAUCCGACGAGGCAAUAACAUUGCCUCGGAACUGGAGAACUUCAUGGGUCUCAUUGAGGUGGUGACAGGCUAUGUGAAGAUCCGCCAUUCCCACGCCUUGGUCUCCUUGUCCUUCCUGAAGAACCUUCGCCAGAUCUUAGGGGAGGAGCAACUAGAAGGGAACUACUCCUUCUAUGUCUUGGACAACCAGAACUUGCAGCAGCUGUGGGACUGGGACCACCGCAACCUGACCAUCAAAUCCGGGAAAAUGUACUUUGCUUUCAAUCCCAAACUGUGUGUUUCUGAAAUUUACCGCAUGGAGGAAGUGACGGGGACAAAAGGGCGCCAAAGCAAAGGGGACAUAAACACCAGGAACAAUGGAGAAAGAGCCUCCUGUGAAAGUGAUGUCCUACAUUUCACAUCCACCACCACGUGGAAGAACCGCAUUAUCAUAACUUGGCACCGGUACCGGCCCCCGGACUACAGGGAUCUCAUCAGCUUCACCGUUUACUAUAAAGAGGCACCCUUUAAAAAUGUCACAGAAUAUGAUGGGCAGGAUGCCUGUGGCUCCAAUAGUUGGAACAUGGUGGAUGUGGACCUCCCUCCCAACAAAGAUGUGGAACCUGGCAUUUUACUGCACGGGUUGAAGCCCUGGACUCAAUAUGCAGUCUAUGUCAAGGCUGUGACCCUCACCAUGGUGGAGAAUGACCACAUUCGUGGGGCCAAGAGCGAAAUCUUAUACAUUCGUACCAAUGCUUCAGUUCCUUCCAUUCCCCUGGAUGUCCUCUCAGCAUCAAACUCCUCUUCUCAACUGAUUGUGAAGUGGAACCCCCCAUCUCUGCCCAACGGUAACCUGAGUUAUUACAUAGUGAGGUGGCAACGGCAGCCUCAGGAUGGCUACCUGUACCGGCAUAAUUACUGUUCCAAAGACAAAAUCCCCAUCAGGAAGUAUGCUGAUGGCACCAUUGACGUCGAAGAGGUAACAGAGAAUCCCAAGACUGAAGUGUGUGGUGGUGAGAAAGGGCCUUGCUGCGCUUGCCCCAAAACUGAAGCUGAGAAGCAAGCUGAAAAGGAAGAGGCUGAAUACCGAAAAGUCUUUGAGAAUUUCCUGCAUAACUCCAUAUUCGUGCCCAGACCUGAAAGGAAGCGGAGAGAUGUCAUGCAAGUGGCCAACACCACCAUGUCCAGCCGAAGCAGGAACACCACAGUGGUGGACACUUACAAUAUGACAGACCCAGAAGAACUUGAGACGGAAUACCCUUUCUUUGAGAGCAGAGUGGAUAAUAAGGAGAGAACUGUCAUCUCUAACCUCCGGCCUUUUACUUUGUACCGCAUUGAUAUUCAUAGCUGUAAUCAUGAGGCUGAGAAGCUGGGCUGCAGUGCCUCCAACUUUGUUUUUGCCAGAACCAUGCCUGCAGAAGGAGCAGAUGACAUUCCUGGCCCAGUAACCUGGGAGGCAAGACCUGAAAACUCCAUCUUUUUAAAGUGGCCAGAACCUGAGAAUCCCAAUGGAUUGAUUUUAAUGUAUGAAAUAAAAUAUGGAUCACAAAUUGAGGAUCAGCGAGAAUGUGUGUCCAGACAGGAUUACAGGAAGUAUGGAGGGGCCAAGCUCAACCGGCUAAAUCCAGGAAACUAUACAGCCCGGAUUCAGGCUACCUCUCUGUCUGGGAAUGGGUCAUGGACAGAUCCUGUGUUCUUCUAUGUCCCAGCCAAAACAACGUAUGAAAAUUUCAUCCAUCUGAUCAUCGCUCUGCCAGUUGCCAUCCUGUUGAUCGUGGGAGGGCUGGUGAUAAUGCUGUAUGUCUUCCAUAGAAAGAGAAAUAACAGCAGACUGGGGAAUGGAGUGCUGUAUGCCUCUGUGAACCCAGAGUACUUCAGUGCAGCUGAUGUGUAUGUCCCUGAUGAGUGGGAGGUCGCUCGAGAGAAGAUCACCAUGAACCGGGAGCUGGGGCAGGGGUCCUUCGGGAUGGUCUACGAAGGAGUUGCCAAGGGUGUGGUUAAAGAUGAACCUGAAACCAGGGUGGCCAUCAAGACAGUGAAUGAGGCUGCAAGCAUGCGUGAGAGGAUUGAGUUUCUCAACGAGGCUUCAGUGAUGAAGGAGUUCAAUUGUCACCAUGUGGUGCGGUUGCUGGGUGUGGUGUCCCAGGGCCAGCCAACGCUGGUCAUCAUGGAACUGAUGACACGGGGUGAUCUCAAAAGUUAUCUCAGAUCUCUGAGGCCAGAAAUGGAGAAUAAUCCAGUCCUUGCACCUCCAAGCUUAAGCAAGAUGAUCCAAAUGGCUGGAGAGAUUGCAGAUGGCAUGGCAUACCUCAAUGCCAACAAGUUUGUCCACAGAGACCUUGCUGCCCGGAAUUGCAUGGUAGCUGAAGAUUUCACAGUCAAAAUUGGAGAUUUUGGUAUGACACGAGAUAUCUAUGAGACAGACUACUACCGGAAAGGAGGGAAAGGAUUGCUACCUGUGCGCUGGAUGUCUCCUGAGUCCCUCAAGGAUGGAGUCUUCACCACUCACUCAGACGUCUGGUCCUUUGGGGUCGUCCUCUGGGAGAUUGCCACACUGGCCGAGCAGCCAUACCAGGGCUUGUCCAAUGAGCAAGUCCUUCGCUUCGUCAUGGAGGGUGGCCUUCUGGACAAGCCUGACAACUGCCCCGACAUGCUGUUCGAGUUGAUGCGCAUGUGCUGGCAGUACAACCCCAAGAUGAGACCUUCCUUCCUGGAGAUCAUCAGCAGCAUCAAAGAUGAGAUGGAACCCAGUUUUCGGGAGGUCUCCUUCUACUACAGCGAGGAGAAUAAACCGCCUGAACCUGAGGAGCUGGACCUGGAGCCUGAAAACAUGGAGAGUGUCCCCCUGGACCCCUCGGCCUCCUCAUCAUCCCUGCCGCUGCCUGACAGACACUCAGGACACAAGGCCGAGAAUGGCCCAGGCCCUGGAGUGCUGGUUCUCCGAGCCAGCUUCGAUGAGAGACGGCCUUACGCACACAUGAACGGAGGACGCACGGACGAGAGAGCCUUGCCGUUGCCCCAGUCUUCAACCUGCUGAUCCUCGGAUCCCGAAUCCCGUGCAAACAGUAACGUGUGUGCACACUCAGCGGCGGGUGGGGGGAGAGAAAGUUUUAACAAUCUAUUCACAAGCCUCCUGUACCUCAGUGGAUCUUCAGAACUGCAUUGCUGCCCAUGGGAGACGGCUUCUCUGCAGUAAAACACAUUUGGGAUGUUCCUUUUUUCAAUAUGCAAGCAGCUUUUUAUUUCCCUACCCAAACCCUUAACUGACACCGGCCUCUAAGAACCUUAAUGACAACACUUAAUAGCAACAGAACACUUGAGAAUUGAGUCUCCUCAUAUUCUCUCUCUCUCUCUCUCUCUCUCUCUCUCUUACUUUUUCCUUUUUCUGCUUCAUAAUGGAAAAAAUAUUUUCCACAAACCCAGCCGGGAAGCCCUUUUUAUCAGAUGGAGGAAGUGGCUGUUCCUGGGACUCCACAUCACCCUGUAUAUACCUGCCUGACACCACAGGUCUUUAUACAACACACACACACACACACACACACACACACACACACACACAUUGAGACGGAGUUUUUUAACUAUAUCUUUACCUUUUUAGUGUCAUCUAAAAUUUAAAAAGGGCCAUCGUUCAUCCAUGGUUGUUACCAUUUUAACGCUGCCAAAUUUUGCCAAAAUCCUGAACUUUCUCCCUCAUGAUCCCCCCACACACACUGAUUUUCUUAUGUUCAGAGGAAUGGGGUGAGCAUGGUAUCUAGUUAAUAACUCCAUUUAAGAGAAACAUUGGUGAUGCACUCCAUCUGACUGUCCCCCAGGUGCUUUCCAAGCCCACAUCCACCCCAGUCUUGUUGCUUUUGAUGACUAGGUUAUUAUUUGGGGGAACUGGACAAAAUGGGACCUUCCCUCAGUGAAGAUGGGGAAAGGCUAAACUAGCUUCCCCACCGCACUCCCCAUCUCCACCUCUUCAUCCUCCAAGAAUUCUGGAGGAAAGAGAUCCUGAGUGAGCCUAAAAGCCAGGCUGUGGGUCAAGGUGGACCCCAUGCCAAUUUCCUCCCCCAGCCCUCCCUCCUGACCCCACAAGGAACACAGAUGGGAAGGGUUUCCAGGGACUCAGCCCAGCCGUUUGUGCAGUUGUGCAAGGAAAGGGGUUCAGACACUACAGCAGUGAGAAGAAGCGCAGGCAAUGGAGUCAAGCAUUCUAAGCUUUGUUGACAUUUUCUCUGUUACUAGGACUUCUUCAUGGGUCUUACAGUUCUAUGUUAGACCAUGAAACAUUUGCAUACACAUUGUCUUUAAUGUCACUUUUAUAACUUUUUUACGGUUCAGAUAUUCAUCUAUACGUCUGUACAGAAAAAAAAAAAGCUGCUAUUUUUUUUGUUCUUUAUCUUUGUGGAUUUAAUCUAUGAAAACUUUCAGGUCUACCCUUCUUCCCUUUCUGCUCACUCCAAGAAACUUCUUAUGCUUUGUACUAGUGUGUGUGAUUUUUCUUCCUUCUCUCCCAAUAAUUGAUACUUCUAGAACAUAAUUUGCCAUGAACUGUUUGAUGCCUUUUUAUAAAUUCAUCUCCCCUUUCCCUGCUCCCUGAGACCCAUUCAUUGUCUUCUGUCCCAUAGGCUUUGUGGGCAUAAGGCUGGUGUGGGAAGGAGGUGGAUCAGAGGCUAGGGCCAGGGUCCCAGUGGGCCUUGCUCCCGUCCUUCCCCUGCCUCCCCUCUUGUGGCAUUGGAGUCUGUUACAGCGCAAGACCCGAUGCAAACUCAGGUCAGAAAAAAAAAAAGAAAAAAGAAAAAAAAAAAGUUGAAUAUCUCAUGCAUCCUUGUUCAGUGUUUAUAGUCCCCCAUUGUUGAAAGUCUCACCUUCUCUUUCCCUAGCCUUUAUUUUGGUUGUGACACACAUAUAUAUAUUUUUUUAAUUAUUGGGUACAACAGCAGUUUUAACUGCAGACACUAGGCAUUUGGAUUACUAUUUUUUUAAAUGGAUAUUUAAUCCUUCCAUCCCACAGAAAACAGCUGCUGAGUCCCAGGGUGCAGCAGGGUGUGGCCCAGCAGGCUCCCCUCUGCCACCCUCCACACCACCCUCACCAUACCGACCUACCUGUCUCUAGAAACAGAGCAUCCCAAGAGACCUCCCUGACACUGGCAGGGAGCAGGACCCCAGCAUCCCAGCUGGACCAGGGACAGCAUCCUCAGGGGUGUGUGCAAGCACACCACCAGGUCCGCCGGCCUGAGUGCCAGGUCAGGGCAGUACCAGUGCUAUGGAGGACCCACCCUUUGCUCCCAGGGGACCAGAGCCCUGGCGCUGGCGUGCUAUUCCUUGGCCAGGAAUCCCAGUCCUCGGGGCCCGGGGGUCUUGUUUUGUUUAGUUUUUAGCACUUCUCACCAGAGUGAUGACAGCACAAGAGUUGCUUCUGGGAUGGAAAUGUUUAAAUUAUGAGUAAGAACAAAGCUCAAAGAUGAUGAUUGCUAGUUGUGACUGGAGAUUAAACACAAAAAAGAAAGUCUGUAGUGCAUUUUUGCUUGUCAGUAGUUUCAGUUUCACAACUUUUUCACUAGCCUUUGUCCCACAGUGUUUUUCCUUAAAAAAAAAAAAAGAAAAGAAAAGAAAAAGAAAAAAAGUGAUUAAGAAGGUAUUAUAUAUGAGUUUUCCUUUAAUUUAUUUUGUGAUACCAGUUUUAAUCACUGUAGAGAAGCCCCCAUUAUGAAUUUAAAUACUGAGGAAAGGGUUUAUGUGUGUGUGUGUGUGUAUGUGUGUGUAAGGGACAGUUUUUGAUUUUUCGUUGUUGUUUUUUCAACAUUUAUCUACCUCACUCUUAUUUUUUUAUAUGUGUAUAUAGAAAAAAAUACAUCUCACAUUUCUCAGCACCUGACAAUAGGCCGUUGAUACUGGUAACCUCAUCCAUGCCAUAGGCCACACACCCAGGUGAUGCAGGGAGAGAGGCCUGGCUGUUUUCCGGGGUCAAAACAACACUAACUCACCUCUCCACUCAUUUCAAAUGAACUUGCCUUUUUCUGAGAUGUCUCAUCUCAUAUUGCUUUUCCUUCUUUCCUAACCUGAUUUCCUCAGAGGUUGGGAAGUAUUAGGAUUGCCCUGCUCUCAGUUCAGUGACCCUUAUGACCCUGAGGAGGUAACCAGAACAUGCCAUGGGGGGGCGACCUGGCCAUCCCUGUCUGGAUGACUUUGAAACAAAACUACUUCAUGCAUGUUGAAUGACCAACACAUUUCAUAAUUGAGAGAGCAGUGUUCCCCAGGAUCUGAGAACAGGAAGGCCCCACGCCACACACUGAUCUGUGAGAAUCCCAUGUGUGUGUGUGUAGGAUGUUAGUUGGUUCCCUUGCCUGCUCUGGUGAGGCCUGCGAGUGAGGCAGGGAUGUGCCACCACUGCUGCUGCUACAUUUGUUCUAUUCAAAGUUACACCCACAUCAGCAAUUUGAGAGCUUGACCUUCUGAUCCAGAAUGCAGUUUCCUGACAUUACCACCAAUCUGAUACAGAAAAGGUGGUAGGGGCAAAGCCCUUUCCCCUCUGCAUACUGCUUUCUCAACUUUACCCUCAACCUCCUCCUCCCCCAGGGGUAAACAGACAUACCAAACCUUGGGGCUGGGAAGGCCAGUGGUUGGCUCAGCCUCUGUGGCAUUCCCAUCCUGUCAGGGCUGUACCUCCGUCCAUCCCAUCAUCCUGCUGCUCAUGGGCGGACGGUGCACUCUCCACAUCCAGUGGCUGCUCAUAGGCACUGGGGACUUCAGCUGGGAAACAUGUUGUAGGUGGUUUUCUCCAAGAGGGGGCAGCUCCUUAGCAGUUCCAGUAGGUACAGUUAAGCUCAGGGGCCUUCUCCUUCCUGCUAGAACACUACCCUUCUCUCCCAAGUCCCUGGGGACCUUAAGAUCAUUGAGAAAUACUGUUUGAUCAGGGUUUUCUUCUUCCACACUGUAGGUGACCCCUUGGAAUAGUGCCCUCUCCUCUCUUUUGCACAUACUAACCGGUUUCCACAACUGGAUUUCUACAGAUCAUUCAGCUGGUUGUAAGGGUUUUGUUUUAACUGUCCAAGCUGUUGGUGUCUUUUUGUUUUUGUUUUACGUAGGUGGUUUUUCUUUACAUAGAGAACACUACAGUGUAGUGCCCAUCAUAAGUGCUUCAGAAACACUUCAAUAAAAGAAAAUUUUGUUUGUAUGAUGGUGCAGUCAUUUUACUGGACCAACCCACCCACCUUGACUAUACCAAGGCAUCAUAUAUCCACAGUUCUAGCCUAAUUUUGUGCUGAUUUUCCCACCUCUUCUCGUUUUUCUCUUUUGUGUGCUCCAAAUAAUCUUUAUCAAGCUGAGUUGUGGCAUUUUCCAUGCAACCUCCUCCUGACAGCAGCUCACACUGCUUGAAGUAACGUGAACCACUGAGGCACAUCACUGCAUUGAUGUGAGCAUUAAGACAUUCUCACACACAGCCCUUCCCUAAGGCAGCAAGAACUGGCAUAUUCUAGAGACACUGUUGAACUCUGUGUGAGACCCAGACCACGCCAGUUCUCCUUAUGGAAUGUCAUGAUGUUUGACACAGUUGGAAAGCACUUCCUUCUUGGAAGAUAAAAGACUGUGUUCAUGACCAUCACUGGCCUCUCCUUCCAUCCUGCUUCUUAUGACUCGGGACAACAUUUCAAUGGUAGGAAAAGCAGCUUCAUAAAAUAGAAAAGUGGUUAUUGUGAAACUACCAAAUGACAAAAUGCUUGAUAUGUGGCGCUGUGCUUUGGUUGGGAUAACGGAUCAAUGAGCCAUGUAUGAUGCCAAAUUUUAGGCCAGUCUGAUCCACCGAAGCCUCUUAGCAGUCCACUUCUGUAACUGGUGGCCAAGUUACACUGACUUGGGUGAGUGAUAAGGUUAGGAUGCUCAUCCCCGGUCUUCAGCUGUCACUGCUGGGUCUGCUUAGGGUAACCAGACAGUGUUGAAGGCAACUCCUUUUCAAACCAUAGGCACCCUGCAGUUGAUAGUAACACUCCAUGGUAUGCCUUGGCCCAUUCCAGCAAUCCCAGUAAUGCAUUUAAGGUUUGGGGUUUGUUCUUUUGUUAAUGUUACUUUUGUGUUUGUCAGCUGUCUUUUCAUUUCCUGGGCUAAGCAGCAUUGCGAGACUUGGACCAGAGAUCCACUUCUUAAGAACCAGUGAUGAAAGUCAAACUUUCUUACUCCACUCUGAACUAGUCGGUGGUACGAAAGAGAACUUCAAGAGAGGAUGUUGUUUAGAUUGAACCUCUGUUGCCAGAGAUGCUGAAGAUACAGACCUUGGAUAGGCCAGGUUUCCUUUCUGGCCUCCAAAUGGAUGACUAGUUGAUCGUUUAGAGAAAUGAACGUUCCUCAAUGGUGGAAUGACGAGGCACUAGGAAACCACUGUUAACAGGGAUCAAUGACAUGAAGAGAAGAAUUUUGGGCAGAAGGGUACAGGGCUUUGGAAGAAGCGUGGGCAGUGUUUUGAACUUGAUGCCUUCUGAAGGUAUCAGACCACAUCAAGGCUCAACAGUCAUCCGUGGGCAUUUGGUUUCAACAAAUAACCCUAACAUCCUGCUCUGGAAACUUAACGGAGUUAAAUUACAUUGUUCAAGAAUGUGGACUACAUCACACCAGUUGAGUUGUCAGUUCUGGGGCAUGACUUUAGAGUUUUGUUUUGUUUUGUUUCUGCAAGAACAUAAUAAUCACUCAUUUGUAUGUCCACGUUUGUGUGUCCGCAUCUUUCCAGUAAACAUUUUUUUAAUUAGUCACUCAUUAGUGUUUCCAAUAGGGCUCUUAAGUCCAGUAGAUUACGGGUAGUCAGUUGACGAAGAUCUGGUUUACAAGAACUAAUUAAAUGUUUCAUUGCAUUUUUGUAAGAACAUAGAAUAAUUUUAUAAAAUGUUUGUAGUUUAUAAUUGCUGAAAAUAAUUUAAAGACACUUUUUUUUCCUCUCUGUGUGCAAAUAUAUGUUUGUGAUCCAUUUUUUUAGGACACCUGUUUAUUAGCUAGCUUUACAAUAUGCCAAAAAAAAAAAAAAAAAAAAAAAAGACUUUUCCCAGGCCAUGGCUCACCCUCUUUCUCCCCAAUACUUUGUGCCCUAUAUAACAAAGGAAUAAUGAUGAUUUCAAAAGUAGUUCUGUAUCUUCAGUAUCUUGGUCUUCUAGAACCCUCUGGGUUAGGGGAUCUUUUACUGGUUAUUUCCCUUUGGAGUGUAGUGACCUUAACAGAUGGAAAGAACCUCAUUGGCCAUGGAGCAGAGGUGUUGCCACCCCAUGGGGCAGGACACUGUGGCAUCUGGCUUGCUGACGUGGCUGUUGCCUUGAUCUGCAAUGCCAUAGAGAUGGCAGGAUUUCAGGGCACUGCAGAUGGUUUUCACAGAGAUCACACAAAAGAUUCUGGGGCACACAGACCAUUUGCUUCUGUGCCUCACAUCAUGUCGAAUGCUUUGUUCUAACAAGGAAGAGACCUUAUUUAUUUUUAUUUAAGGCAGAACACCGAAGACACGUUUUUACCAUACAGAACAAAUUCUUUUUAAUAAAAAGUACAGCACACCUCAGUAUUUUUUUUUAAGUUUGACUCCAUGUCCUCUAGUUCCCAAUGAUAACUGGUCAUGUCUACACAGUUCCACAAAAUCCCCAUUGUUGGAAACAUCUGGAAUUUUUUGCACUCCAUAGGAGAAAGGUUCAGAAACCAAUUUUUUUGUGUGUGUUCAGCUUCUGAUUUGGAUGUUUGGUGUUGUGCAGACACAUCCACAGGUAGAAUAGAUGCCUGGCAAAAACACCUGUCUGCUUUCUAAGCCAGUGAGGUUGAGGUGAGAGGUUUGCCAGAGUUUGUCUACCUCUGGAAUUAAAAAAUCAAACAAAAAAACAGAAGGCGCGAUGGAAUGGAUGCAUCGCAAAUAAUGCAUUUUCUGAGUUUCUUGUUUAAAAAAGGUUUUUUAAAAAAGUUUUAAAAAAAGGUAAUAACAUGGCCAAUUUGUUACAUAAAAUGACUUUCUGUGUAUAAAUUAUUCCUAAGAAAUCCUCUGUUUAUAUAAAAAAAUCAGUAGAUGAAAAAAAUUUCAAAAUGUUUUUGUAUAUUCUGUUGUAAGAAUUAUUCCUGUUAUCGAUAUACUCUGGAUUCUUUACAUUAUGGGGGAUAAAAAGAAACUUUGUCUAUUUUGAAUGGCUGACGCUAAGGCAACUUUAGUUUCUCUUACUCUGCUUUUUUCUAGUAGUUAAAGUACUACAUGGUUUAAGUUAAAUAAAAGAAUUCUGUAUGCA
Molecule: messenger RNA, 12356 nt
Organism: Sciurus carolinensis (gray squirrel)
Lineage: Eukaryota; Metazoa; Chordata; Mammalia; Rodentia; Sciuridae
Gene: Igf1r
Product: insulin like growth factor 1 receptor
Exons: 21
Coding region: 1070-5173 (1367 amino acids)
Biological process (GO): positive regulation of phosphatidylinositol 3-kinase/protein kinase B signal transduction; insulin-like growth factor receptor signaling pathway; multicellular organism development
Cellular component (GO): membrane; axon; insulin receptor complex
Molecular function (GO): insulin receptor activity; ATP binding; insulin receptor substrate binding
Source: RefSeq, a predicted model, not a curated record